This is a messenger RNA of Volvox carteri f. nagariensis, 312 nucleotides long. RefSeq lists its product as uncharacterized. The transcript has 3 exons. Bases 1 to 312 code for a protein of 103 amino acids. The record is from RefSeq and is a predicted model, not a curated record. Lineage: Eukaryota; Viridiplantae; Chlorophyta; Chlorophyceae; Chlamydomonadales; Volvocaceae.
AUGGACUUACAGCAGCCGAUUUCUGGGCAAGAGUUCGUCGACACUGUGGAGGACAUGGGUGCUCAGCGCCUAUACGAUAGCUUGACAGACAGAACUUCUUGCAGCCUGCAACUCUUUCAGCAGCUCUGCAUCACGAGCGUGUUCCAGGUGCCGGCACAAGUGGGAUCUAUCCAACAGAUGGAUCCCGUGAGCUUGCCGGGUGGCGGUAACGACGGCUUUGCUGGCGACGACGAAACCGAGGAGCAGCUCAUCUCAAGGGUGGCAAGCAUGCGGCAGGAGAUCCUGAAGGUAUGGCGGAGAGGGGCAGUGUGA